GUUUUUAUGUUUUGGCUAAUUGCUUUUGCUUUUCUAAAAAGAAAAGCAAAAGCAAUCCAAAGCCAUCACCUUUAAACAAAAACACCUGCUUCUCAUCAUUUUCUCAUCUUCAAAUUUUUCGUUUUCAUAAAUUUUUGUUUCUUCUUCUUCUGUUUCUGCUGCUUCUUUUUCUUGUGGGAAAAUUAUGGCCGCUGUUUCUAGCAACACCAAUCUUGUUUCUUCUUCUUGUUCUUCAUCCUUUAGUUCUUCGCAAAACCGCCCCGAAUACCGCUCUUCCAGGCUCAGAGUGUUCCCUCAGGAAUUGAAUCAUCAGGCUUUGAGAUUACAAACUACGUCGCUUGGCAGUGAUUUUCAUGGAAAGAGGGUUGUUCUUCAAGAAAAACCAAAAUGCAAACAAGGGAUUUCCGUUCAAAGCUCAAUUAAGGCUCAGCAGACUGGCCUUAGACUCAAGAAUGCUAAAAAUUGGUGGGAGGAGGAGUUGCAACCCAACAUGAGGGAGGUGAUCUCUGCUCAAGAUCUUGUGGACUCCCUCCUUAAUGCUGGCGAUAAGCUUGUCAUUGUUUAUUUCUUCUCCCCUGGCUGUGGUGGCUGUAGGGCUCUCCAUCCCAAGAUAUGUCAAUUGGCAAAGAACAAUGCAGAUGUGCAGUUUCUUAAAGUGAACUAUGAGGAGCACAAAUCCAUGUGUUAUAGCCUCAAUGUUCAUGUCCUUCCAUUCUUCAGGUUUUACAGAGGGGCUCAAGGCCGAGUCUGCAGCUUUAGCUGCACCAACGCCACGAUCAAGAAAUUUAAAAAUGCAUUGGCCAAGCACACCCCAGACAGAUCCAGCCUCGAGCCAACAAAAGGGCUGGAGGAGAAAGAGCUCAUUGCAUUGGCUGCCAAUAAAGAUCUCAACUUAACAUAUGCACCAAAAUCAGAUAAGCCAAUCCCAGCUCCAACUAAGGAAGAGAUAGUACCCGAAAUUCCCCAAUCUCUUUCUCUUGCUCUUCGUAGGAGUAUGGAGCUUGCUCAAGGCUCAGCCGAAAAGACCUUGGUCGCUUCAGGGAGAUGAAUGAGUCAGGAUUCUCUGACCCGUCUCCUAUUCUCUUGUAGGUCUACUUGUGUAUAUGCAGAAUUGCAGGCUUCUUGAUUUAUUUUUUUGGAUCCUAGCCUGCCUCUUGUAUGAGGAGUCUCUAACGUACAAAGCUUAAAUCUUUUUGUUCUCUUUUUUGUAUUUUUGUUUUGACAAUUUUUUGUUAAACCCUUGGUGGUAAUACAACAUGGGACAUGUUUGUAAUGAUCCGUAGCAUCAAUGAAAUUUUCUUAAAUGAGUAUUAUUA
Manihot esculenta (cassava) is the source of this 1316-nucleotide messenger RNA. Its product is annotated as thioredoxin-like 1-1, chloroplastic. The record is from RefSeq and is a predicted model, not a curated record. NCBI's taxonomy places the organism in Eukaryota, Viridiplantae, Streptophyta, Magnoliopsida, Malpighiales, Euphorbiaceae. Bases 185 to 1048 code for a protein of 287 amino acids. The transcript is spliced from 4 exons. Gene Ontology annotation, biological process: cell redox homeostasis.